GAAAACCCUUUCGGUUUCGCUGGACUCAUAUUUCAAACAAACAAUUUAAACCCUUGCUCCACCUCGGAGCUCCAUCAAUGGCGCUCGCUUAUACUCUAUCUCCCGGCACUCCUCUCUUUUCUUCUCGCACCAACUCUCUUUCCAGAAAGUUCCCUCUCCCCUUCCACAAACUACCCCUGGGAACCACCAGAACUCCGCGUGUCAUUUUUUCCUGUUCGGCUCGGGACCCCAUUAUCCCGACUUCAGAGCAAGCCAUCCUCGAAUCCGUAGCCGAGUUUUACGGAGCCGAGAAACAGCUCCCGGGAGUGCGGACUUACGAGAACGACUUGGCCCGACUCACCGCGGUUGGUGCCGUGGGAUUCCAGCAGGCGCUCACGGCGGCUGCUGCCGAUGGCGGCGAAGCUGCCGAUGAGCACAUCCAAUCAGGGAUGUCGAAUAUGGUCGUCCACACCGUGUUUCCUGGGUCUUCUGAUGAGCGCAGCACUAUCUCUACCAGACUGUUUUUACCAGCUAUCAAAGUCAGGGAAAAGGCGAAAAAGAUGAAAAGUUCUACUACAAAAGAUUUACUGUCCAGCACAACAUCAAAGAAUAUACUUGCCAUGACUUUUAGACAAGUGACUUUGCAACAGCUUUGGAACUUUGAACUGAUUCUGUUUAGACCUGGAACAGAAAGAAAAAUGGAUGAUCUUGAAAAUCUAAGAGAGGUACCUGCAUCUUUCAUCCUCAAAUCAUCAGAUGAACAGCUCAUUUCUGUACUUGCAGAAGUUAUUUGCCUUUCAGCUCUUGAAAGUACUCAAAGUUGUUUCUCUGCCAAAUCAUUACGGAGACAGUCAAAUAAGUUAUUCCCUUGGUGGCAUUCGCCUAAAAGGAUUAUGUCAAAAGAUUCAUCUGUCAUUUUGUAUAACUUACUUGAACAUGAGGUAGUUGCAAAUUCUGCAACGUUGCUGGAGAGGUUUAGAUUAGAAAUUGGAAAAUAUAAACCAAAGGAGGCAAAAUGGAAGAGCAAUUGGCUGGCAUCAUCAGCAUACCUGAAGUUGGAACGGAUUGGUGGUCCUGAAUUUGCUGCUUGGGUCAGCGAAUGUGUUCCUUCUUACGGGUUGCAGAUUAACACUGAUAACUUUAGCAAUGUGAAACUUGAGGGUUGGCAGGAAUUGGAUACAAAUAUGCACUGGGUAGUUCUGACUCAUUCCCAAUUGGUUGGGUUGGCUGAUAUUCUAGAUAUGUACUAUGAAGAUGUGUAUACGCUUCCUUCUAAACAACUGUCUUCUGGUGCAGUUGCAAAGGCUGUGAAUUUUUCUUCUCGUAAGGGAAGUUUUUCUUUGUUGAAAUGGCUGUCUAUUGUCCUUGCUACUGGGAUUUUUCUAGUUGCUGCCAAAGUGCUACAUCUGCGCUUUCUGCCAUAUUUGCCAAAUAGGAAGAACCCUCAAUGUCAAGAAAUUCAUUCCCUUCAAUCUUAUGACACAAACUACAUUCAGAAUUGUUUUAUGGAAUCUAGCAAGUUGGAAGCCCACUGUGUUUCAAUCAUUAAAAGAAUUAAGGUUGCUCUUGGUUGGCCUGGAGAAAUAAGGACCACUUCUGGCUGCUGUGCAUGGAUUGGAGAAAUCCCAAAAUUCCUCAGAAGCACCAUGGAAAGUGGCUCUAAUGUUUUAGAUGUUCCCUCCAGUUCCACACAUUUGGAAAACGAAGAGGAAAUAAAUGCAUCUGCACAAGAAAUUGCCAAUUAUCAGGUAGUGUUGUCCAUGGACGGGAGAAUUGUUGGAUUCCAACCUACAAGCCGCGUUGCUGUCAAUAACUGGGCGUCAAACCCCUUAACAAAAGAGCUCUAUGGCGGGAAAGACAUGUCUCCCGGUUUUCUUGAACGGGGUCUCAAUAUCCGACACCCAGGUCAGGUUGUUGUACUGGAGUUGUUGAUGUCGGUAAACUCCAAGUCCCACUUAGGCGAUUUUGCUUUGGUCAGACCACUUAAUAUUGCUCAACAGAGUGAAUGAAGAGAGUUAGUGUGUCAGUGCAGUAUUGCUUUAGUGGAAUUCUGAUCUCAUAAUCACUGUAAAGACGACUACAUGCACCAUUGGUUAUGGUUAUAGACAAGUAACUUGAGCAAAUUGUGCAGUUUUUUUCUUGUUCAAUGUUGAAAUUAUGCAUAUUUUUAGUUCGUCAUUA
This is a messenger RNA of Ipomoea triloba (trilobed morning glory), 2160 nucleotides long. RefSeq lists its product as uncharacterized. Bases 78 to 1988 code for a protein of 636 amino acids. The record is from RefSeq and is a predicted model, not a curated record. Lineage: Eukaryota; Viridiplantae; Streptophyta; Magnoliopsida; Solanales; Convolvulaceae. The transcript is spliced from 8 exons.